GCUCGUGCAAAAAUUAUCAGUUUGCUCUCUCAGAAUUUUCAGCUCUAGGCCGAAAUAUAAUUUCCUUUGUCAAUGAGGGUGAACUAGUCUGUCGUUUCAGUGUUGCAGGCCUGCACCACAUGUUACAGUCCUUUGAAGGCAGAUUUGACCAGGUAAACCUUGAGAAAUUAGACAGGUGGUUGUGCCAGUUUACCGGUGGCUAGCUGGGUCAGGAGUACAUAAGUUUUAACACCAGUACUGUGACGGAAGUUUUUGUGGGGUGGGCAGUACGCGAUCAUGGAGAGGUGUUCUGUUCGGAAUCAACGGCGGCAGUCAGCACUCGCCAGAUGGUCUCGUACGCUAACUCUCCUCCUCGCCGUACUCUUUGGCUCAUUAGCCGUUUUACCAUCGGAAACGUCCAGCAAUGUGGACUCAUCAGUUGAAAGUGACAGUGCAGGAGAUCACGAGGACCGCACAAAUUUGUAUAAAAAGCCAGACGGUGAAAGUGAUGUUACGGAAACCUGUCCACGUGAAUCGGGAGGGAAUUUGGCGGGAAGCGAGGGUGCAUGUCCAGGAAAGUCACGAUUGGUUCGACUAGAAGGAGAAAAGGUUGGGCACAUUGAAGAAUUACAGCUUGUUCAAGGCAAAAUACACCAGCUCAAAACCAUUAACAUGAAGCCUGUUAUAUUUGAAAUCCCAGAUUUCUUCACGAGAGAGGAAUGUAAUCACAUCAUAACCCUAGCCAAGGAACAGGGCCUGGAAAGUAGUCUCACCACAUCCACUGGCAAGGGCAAAGGCCUUACCCUACGGGACAGCAAUGGAGACCAGAAACUUAGUCUAAGGGAGAUGCAAAUGACCCUGGAAGAUGGCUUUGACAUCUACCUAGAUGACGAUGACAUAAGACAAAUGUAUGCUGAGCUGGGUGUGGAUCUAAACAAGGAUGGAUUCCUGUCAAGGCAAGAAGUGGACGGGGAAACCAUCCGGAAGAUCUCAUCUUACGUCAUGAAAGUGGAGGAGGAACAGCCCAUCAAGAAGUCUCGCUUCAGUGAGCAGACGUGGAUCUACCCAGACAAGACAGAGGAUCCACUGGUCCAGUCCUUUCAAGACAGGAUAGCAAAACUGACCAUGCUUCCCCGGGUUCUUAUCGACAAGUUCAGCUACUUCCAGGUGGUGCAUUAUGGGAAGCAAGGCCACUACAACGCCCACCAUGACUCCAGUUACCUUGACGAUUCAUCGACAUGCUGUCACCUGACUGAGAGCAAGCAGUGCCGGAUAUGCAGAUACAUGACGAUCAUGGUCUACUUGAAUAAUGUGGCAGAAGGAGGGGAGACUGCAUUCCCAGUUGCCAAUAACGAUACUUACAAUGCUUACGUGUUUCGUCAGACGGGCAUGAUGAACCUCAACACCCGCUGCCAGGACUCCAACCUCAAGGUCCAGCCGCAGCAGGGCAAGGCAGUCGUCUGGUACAACCACUUCAUCAAUGCCAGCACAGGCUGGCUGGGGGACGUGGACCCCUUGACCUGGCAUGGGGGCUGCCCAGUCACCAAGGGUCACAAGUGGAUCAUGAAUCGCUGGAUUGCCGUCAGCGAGAGCCGGGAGGUGGACCUGGCGGUGCCAUGACAAUUAAUGCCCUGGCUGCUGGCAGUGCUGUGGUGUAGCCUGCAUUCUUUGGUUGUGGUGUCAAAGGCGAACUACUCGGGAAGACUAGUCCAAAUUAUCAUGGCAAUAAAUACGCUUGUGGGUUCGUUAAUUCUUUACAAAUCAUUCAAUCACUAAAAUAACAUCAAGUGUUAAUCCUUCACUGACAGUCGAAAGACUUUGGUACUAAGCCUGGCUUGUGUUCAAUCAAGUAAGUGCAAUGCUAAAAAUGCAAUAUUUCGGUAAUAUUUUCCUUAAAUAAAAUCAUUGACUUACCAUUGUUUUGUGCUUUGUUUUGCUUUUGUUUUCAUGCAAGUUGUUUGGAAUUUUCUGGCAGUGCAACUUAUUGCAACAAACUGCACUUAAACAAAAAACAUUAGAAAAUACAAUAAGCAGUAAACCAUAUCAAAGUAUAUCAGCCUCAAAUUUAAAUGGAUUUGCGUGAUUUUGCAUUCCUACAUUGGAGCCCGGAAUGCAUAGAUUUAUUUCGAAUACAUCCUGUAUUCACCCAACCACUUUGAAAUUUUGUCUUCAGCAGUGCAUUUUUCUAUUUGCUUUGUGACCAGCAGGCCCUUGUGUAAUCCGUAGGCCAAAAAUCCAACAGACACAAAAGAUACUGGUAUUGUCUAUGUAGGAAGGCAUAUUAAGAAAGUUAUUGUUACUGAAGAAAACGUGCUUGACAACUUCUGAAAUAAUUUGUUGUAUUUCACUAAUCCCUUGACCAUUCAUCAAAUCAGCUGUGAAAUUUCUGUGUGAUUACCCAGUCAGGAGACCAUUGUAUGAUGCAGGUCUUUUUUAUUAUUAUUAGAUGAGAUAACAGUUUAGGAAACUUUCCAGAUGGCGCACAAAACUUUAAUUUAAAUAUGAGCAUUUUUGAUGGAUUUAUCUUUGGUUUUUACCUCAAAUUGAAAAACGUUGCAGUUGCUAAUAAAAAAAUCUAAAAACCUCUUAUUUACAGAACAAUUGGAUUGGAUUGUUAACUGAGAUAAUUCAUAUCUGGAAAUGAAAAUUUUCAGCUGAGAAGGUUGAAGCAAUAUCCUCUCACUUUUCAUUUUAAAUUCUAUAGUUUUUUAAUUACAGCCUACAACAGAUGUGCUUGACACAUUUAUCAACCGAUCUAGCAGAUGGUGUUUGUUUGGUUUUUUAGCGGGCACGGUAUUUAUCAUAUUUCACAGGCAGACAACGAAGGGUGCCUAAAACAGAAUCGUAAAGGUUGAAUUAAAGCUUCAUUAUUCAUCGACUGGUAGCUUGCUUGUCAGAUAAGUGCCUUAGUUCAACUUCUAAUUGAACAUUUAAAGGACAGUGUGAAUGUACAGGUGUAAAAAUUCUACAUGUAUAUAGAUUCCUGCAGUACUUCAACCAGUAAAUACUGGGAAUUGUAUAAUUAUUUGGCUGCUGAAUGUAAUGUUUUGAAUAUUUUGGAACCAAAAUUAUAGAGUAUGAACGACUUAUAUGAAAGCAAUAUAACGUAUUUUUUAUUUUAAAUUGUGACUUGUAUUUAACAACUAAGUUAAGAUUUUAUUUAAUUGCUGAGAUGUGCUUAUUUGAAAAAUAAAUGUAUAAGAAAUGUA
Messenger RNA from Acanthaster planci (crown-of-thorns starfish), 3188 nucleotides. RefSeq names its product transmembrane prolyl 4-hydroxylase-like. Lineage: Eukaryota; Metazoa; Echinodermata; Asteroidea; Valvatida; Acanthasteridae. Gene Ontology annotation, cellular component: endoplasmic reticulum. Gene Ontology annotation, molecular function: iron ion binding; L-ascorbic acid binding; procollagen-proline 4-dioxygenase activity. The record is from RefSeq and is a predicted model, not a curated record. Gene Ontology annotation, biological process: peptidyl-proline hydroxylation to 4-hydroxy-L-proline.